Messenger RNA from Polychytrium aggregatum, 1569 nucleotides. RefSeq lists its product as uncharacterized. The transcript has 3 exons. The record is from RefSeq and is a predicted model, not a curated record. Bases 147 to 1178 code for a protein of 343 amino acids. NCBI's taxonomy places the organism in Eukaryota, Fungi, Chytridiomycota, Chytridiomycetes, Polychytriales.
CUGGUUGCCUUGCUCGUUCGCACGAUCCCAUCGCACGAUCCAUCGCACGAUCCUAUCGCCCGCUCGGGAUCAGCCUGCCCCAGUGCCGUGUCUGCCCUGCAUCUCGCCCUGCUUUCCGCCCUGCCGCUCUCCCGCUCUCUGCCUUCAUGGGGUUCACAAAGCUCCUGCAGUGGACUCAGGCCACUGUCGCCCCGCUGGCCAGCUCGCUCCGAGUCAAGCGCAAGGCCUCGAAAAAGAACCUCAAUCCCGAUUCUGGGCUGGGAUCUUGCCAUCACAGCUCGACGCCAUCCUUGGUUUCCGAUUCCAUAUCCGAGCGCUCCGUGAUGACCAACAACAAUGCCUCGACGUCGACCCUCUGUCUGCCAAAUGAAUCUCUUGAUCCCGUCCAUAUCGACCCGCUCAUCGUGGGCCGUGAUUCUCACACGGGCUCUGACGACUCGUACUCUGAGAAUGCCAGCAAGAUAUGCGAUAUCCUGUUAUCCGAGUCCAUAGAGGAGACAGAGCCCUCGCAGUCACUCAGUCGUAGCUCCAGCAUCGAAACAUUUAUUCGGAUUGUAGAUCCUGGCAUCAACCUCAUCACUUCAUGGUCUUCGCCUGACCAUGCAAAUGCCAGCAACCUCCAUAUUACCGACAAACUGUCCUCUGUCUUGGAUACAUCCGAGCAAAAUGCUGUCGACGACUCAUCCGAACUCGCCAAGGCUGCUUCUGCCGCCCAACCACCCGUUCGCAACUCGUCUCUGCAUCGCGGCGAUCUGCUCGCCCUCUCGAGCCUGUCCCUCGCCAACAUCUCGCCAGCCAGCGUCCAGCCCUCGCUCCCAUUUGAGCGCUAUCCGGUCGACCAGCUCUCGACCCUCGAGGUCUACAGCCUGAUCCGGCUCUUUGGCAUCUCCACCCUCAAAGCCAGCGACCCGGACCGCCCGUUUUCCCAGCGUGUCUCGGUCUUUGCCCUGCUUCUGUCGCUCAUCAACCUGGACCCCAACAUUCCUGCCAAGACCCACGUCUCCGAGUUCCAGCAUUUGCCUGCCGCCCAGUCGAAAAAAUCAAAGGCCACCCACGAACGCAAGGAGGCAUCCGUGCUCAUCCAAACCGAAUCAACAGGGUCCCUCGACGCCAUUCCCCUCGCAGCCCGGAAAAAGUGGGGCAACGGCUGGGGCGAGAUUGCCGAGCCGUCGAUAUGACCCUGCUCCGCGCAUGCUGCCUGGCGACAAUGUCCCAUGCCCACGAACCCGCCCCAGGCUGCCUCCUCUCCGGCGUCGAUGGCUUGCUUUUUGACUAUUCCUUCAGUUUUGUCAGCCGUUAUCGAUACCCUUAGACUAUCUCUCGCCAAGAAGAAAGAACAAAAAGAAAGAAAGAAAGAAAGCAACAAUGAAGCGAGCAAUGCGCACUUUUUGACUGCAGUCGCUCUCCCUCGCAUACCUCGCAUCCUUCGCAUCCCAUCAUUGCAUUUGUGUUUCAAAUUCACCUAGACUUCCUUCCGUUACCACACACCAUCGUUUUGCUUCGUUUUCAUGCUACCCUCGGGCUCUGACCCUGCCUUCCAUCCCUUCCCAUCCGAUCCCAUCCCAUCCC